AUGGAAAUGGACGAGGACGAUGAUAUCUACGUGCCCGAGGAGCCUCAGGAAGAUUCGCAACAAGCUCAACCACCCAUUGCGACAAGAGCAGCUGAAGAGCUCGAGGAAGGCGAAGAGGAGGACGAGAGCGGUGCGAUGGACGAAGAUGACGAUGACUCCGAUAUCGACAUCAUUACAGAACGAAAAGACGGCACUACAGCUGCGCCCCCAAGUCAAGCAAAAUACAGCGAUAUCAGAAACAUCCCACAGAGGUCAGGCACCAACGACAGUCCUGCAAAGCCUGCGCCCGCAGUACCAGCCAAGACGGAAGCUGAAGCCACACCAUCGAGUACACUCCGCGUGGCCGCUCCGAGCGCAGACCAAGCAUCGGCAGCUGCCUCAAAAUCGACCGUCGAUAUAAACGCCAACCCCGUAUACGCCCAAGUAGGCAAGCCGAUAACACAAGUCAACAUUGACGAAGAUUUACCAGACAAUGAGAAAGCAUGGCGCAGGCCCGGGACAGACAUAAGCGACUACUUCAACUAUGGCUUUGACGAAUUUACUUGGGCUCUGUAUGCCGCGAAACAAGAGUCUAUUCGUGGCGAGUUUGGCGCUGAUGCUUUUGCUGUCAACAACAAAAAGAUGAUGGACGAUUUCAACAAUAUGAUGAUGGGUGGCAUGGGCAACACCGCAGCGCCCGCUAUGCCCGGGUCGGAGGGCAUGCCGCCCGAGAUGCAGCAGAUGAUGCAGCAAAUGAUGGCUUCUGGAAUGGACCCGUCACAGAUGGACAUGAGCCAGAUGAGCUCCAUGUUUUCGGGCAUGCAAAAUAGCGGCGCUGCUGUUGGAAAUACGGCACAAGGGGGCGCUGGACAAAACUUUGCAGGUGGCUACGGCGGCAACCAAGGCGCAUACGGAGGAGGGUACAAUCAAGGCGCCGGCCGUGGACGUCGAGGGCGAUGGUAG
Molecule: messenger RNA, 942 nt
Organism: Akanthomyces muscarius
Lineage: Eukaryota; Fungi; Ascomycota; Sordariomycetes; Hypocreales; Cordycipitaceae
Exons: 4
Coding region: 1-942 (313 amino acids)
Cellular component (GO): mRNA cleavage and polyadenylation specificity factor complex
Molecular function (GO): RNA binding
Source: RefSeq, a predicted model, not a curated record